UCCCUUUCAAAGACAAAUUUACCUCUGGGAAGUAAGAAAGCUAAAAGAUCAAGGUAUAACAUCAUAUUAACGGAUGUUACAGAUCUAUAUCUUGACCUUGUUCAGUUCGUUGAGGAACGACAGAUUGAAGCGCAAGAUGUUCUUGUUCGAUUCAUUGAGGAACGACAAUUCGAAAUAUUUUAUAAUCUUUUUGGCUUGUUGAAGAACGAUCAGUCAAUGUUAUCCUAUCGAUAUAAAUUUGCGUCUUGA
Funneliformis caledonium is the source of this 249-nucleotide messenger RNA. The record is from the annotation of a GenBank genome assembly. NCBI's taxonomy places the organism in Eukaryota, Fungi, Glomeromycota, Glomeromycetes, Glomerales, Glomeraceae.